Messenger RNA from Diabrotica virgifera virgifera (western corn rootworm), 600 nucleotides. RefSeq lists its product as uncharacterized. The transcript has a single exon. NCBI's taxonomy places the organism in Eukaryota, Metazoa, Arthropoda, Insecta, Coleoptera, Chrysomelidae. Gene Ontology annotation, molecular function: nucleic acid binding. Bases 1 to 600 code for a protein of 199 amino acids. The record is from RefSeq and is a predicted model, not a curated record.
AUGGAUGAUGAAAAGUAUUUUACUUUAUCCAAUUCCGAAAUGAAGGGCAACGACGGAUUUUAUACACGCAAUGUACAAGAUGCACCGGACGGAGUUAGGCUUAAGGGAAAAGUGAAAUUUGCCGAUCAAAUUUUGGUAUGGUGUGCCAUUUCAGAAGCUGGUGUUUCACAGCCGUUUGUUGGGCGUGUUCGCGCUGAAGCUCUCAAUGCUGACAUUUACAUUGACAGGUGUCUUACAAAGCUUGUUCAAUUUAUAAAUACUCAUAACUCCAAUGAUGAAAUUAUAUUUUGGCCCGACUUAGCGUCAUGCCAUUACGUCAGGAGAACUACAGAUUGGUUAACUGCUCAAAAUAUAAAUUUUGUUCCCAAGCGCGACAACCCUCCAAAUGUGCCUCAGGCGAGGCCUAUAGAAGAGUUUUGGGCUGUUUUGAGUCGAAUGGUGUACAAUAAUGGCUGGGAAGCCCAAAUUGAAGGUCAGCUAAGGCGAAGAAGUUUGCAAAAAUUUCGUGAGAUCGAUUUAGAAACAGUCCAAAGACUUAUUGCACAUGCAAGACCAAAUUUACGUGCCAUCGAAGAUGACGGACCUCCUUCUGUUCUAUAA